AUGGCAAAAGAAGAAGAGUCAUUAUUUAAAUUAUAUGAAGAAGUAGGUGAAGAAGGAAGUAUAAAAGAGGUAUUUAAUAAAGAUACAAGAGAAAGAAGUAUUAAUUAUAUUAUUCAUUUCUUUGGAGCAAGUAGACAAAGUGAUAUAACAAUGUUUUAUGCAAGUAAGAAAAAAGGAAUAAAAAAGAAUGAAUAUCAAAUUAAAUUUUAUUUGCAACCACUUAAAGGAAAGUUUGAAGGAGAAAGAUAUUAUUCUAUUUUACCAUCAAAUUUUAAAAUCAUUUCAGUUGCAUGGAAUAAAGAUAAAGAUUGUAUUUUAUAUGUUCUUAAAAUGAUUAAUGCAAAUUCUUCUCGAUAUGCAUUAUUUUGUACAGGAAAUAAAGCUUCAUAUGAAGCAGUUGAAAUACAAGUAUCAACACAACCUAUUGAAGAAUAUUUUACAAUUCAAUCAAGUGAAGAAGAAUCAAAAAAUAAUUUUUAUUUAAUAUCAAGUAAUUGGGUUAAAUUAGUUACUAUUCAUCAAAGAAAUAUUAGGAAAAAUGAAGUAUUGACAGUUUCAUCAAGAUAUCGUGAAACAUAUUGCUCUGUUUGUACAUACAAUGGAUAUGUUUAUUUAUUUACAUUAAGUGAAAUUUCAAGAAUACCAAAUGGGAUGUUAGAAAGUGAUAAAAUAGAAAAAAUUAAUAUUAAAAAUAGUCAAUAUUAUGAGAAGUUUAUGGUAUUAUAUCAACAAUAUAAAAUUGCAUUACAUGUUAAAUGUUCUAAUAGUGCAUUAGAACAAAUUAGUUGUAGUGGAUUAGAUAAAUAUUCAUUUCCAAUUACAGUAAAUCAAGGAUCAGAUCAAUUUGGGAAUGAAAAAGUAGGAGGAGGAGCAGUUAUAAUGACUAAAUGCAUUUUAGAUAAUUUGUUUGUUAUUUGUUUAAGUAAGAAUUAUUGUAUUGUUUUAAUUACAAAACCAAAUUCAAAAGAAUUUGAAUGUAUUUAUGAAGAUUGGAGUGAAGAAGAUAAAUAUAUGAAUAUUUUUUAUGGAUUUGAAUUAUUUUUCAUUAUUAGUAAACAAGGAGUAAUAGUAUUAAAUACUACUAAUUUACAAUAUGUAUUUAUCAAUACAAAAACAAACCAACUUAAUACUAUUUCUUCAAUUGGAGAAAAAAGAAUGAAUGGAGGAAGAAAGAUAGUUAGUAUAGAUACACAUACAUUAGAUUUAAAAUUAAUUGGAUUAAACGAAAUAUUCUUUAAUUAUGUUAAUGAUCCUAUGAUUAAUUAUACAUUUUUAUCUCAUGGAUUUUAUCCUAAAGGUGGAAUUAAUCCAUUUUGUUAUAUUAAUUUUAAUAAUCCAACAAGUGAAGAAAUUAUGGAAAAUAUUAUUUUUCAAUUAGGCAGUUAUGUUCUUGGAAAUGAAAAUUCAAUUUAUCGUAAUUUAUUAUGUCGUACUGUAAAUAAUGAAGGAAUUUAUAGACUACCAUUUCCUCAUGAAGGAUUUGAAUUAACAAAAUAUUCUACAUUAUUACCAUUUAUGAAAACUGCAACUAAUGGAACUCUUUUAACAAAAGAUCAAUGGAAAUCAAAAAUGGGUAAUAUUAUAGAAAUGUUUUAUAAAAAGAAAUUAGAUUAUAAACAAUUUGUUGAUUCUUAUUUUGCUAAAUUAGAAGAAAUUUUACGUAUGAUUAGAAAGAAAUUUAAUGAAACAAUUGCUAAUCUUAAUGAAGAAAGAAUGAUUCUUGAAACAAUAUUCUUUAAUGGUUGUAUGAAUAAAGUCUAUAAAGAACUCGCUUUAGAAAAAGAAGAAGAUUAUUGUGAAGUAAAUGUUAAAUUUUUUCAAUUAUAUCCAUUUGAAAUUGUUGUUCAAUUUGACUCACUUGGAAUAUUUGAAUUAUCAAUAAGUGAAGCAAGUACAAUAUUAAAUCAAAUUAAGGUUCAAGCUGAAAGAUUGAAAGAUCCUCAUUAUAAAAUUAAAGAACAAUUAUUUGUUAUAAGAAAAUUAUGUUCAAGUGAUGAAGAAUUUAAAGAAAUGUUAAAUACAAUCACUUCUUAUAAAUUUAAUAACACUUUAAAAUGUCAAAAGUUAGAUAAAUAUUAUUCUUUUUAUAAUGAAACUUCUCCUGAAAUGAUUUUUAAAAGAAAAGUUGAUGAAAUUAUUGUUACUCCACCAACAACUACUCAUUUAAAGGAAAAGAAAUUAUUAAAAUUCUUUACUUUAAAUUAA
Messenger RNA from Entamoeba histolytica HM-1:IMSS, 2205 nucleotides. RefSeq lists its product as uncharacterized. Lineage: Eukaryota; Evosea; Mastigamoebida; Endamoebidae. The record is from RefSeq and is a predicted model, not a curated record. The transcript has a single exon. Bases 1 to 2205 code for a protein of 734 amino acids.